AUGACCAAGUCUCCUCAAAAUAUCGGUAUCAAAGGUAUCGAAGUAUACAUCCCAGGUCAAGCUGUCAAUCAAGCAGAAUUGGAAAAAUUCGAUGGCAUUCCUCAAGGUAAAUACACCAUUGGAUUGGGACAAACCAACAUGGCAUUUGUCAACGACACUGAAGACAUCUACUCUAUCAGUUUAACAGUAUUGUCCAAAUUGCUUUCUCACUACUCCAUCAACACUGACCAUAUCGGUAGAUUAGAAGUUGGUACUGAAACAUUAUUGGAUAAAUCCAAAUCUGUCAAAUCGGUAUUGAUGCAGUUAUUUGGCGACAAUUCCGAUAUUGAAGGUGUUGAUACGGUGAAUGCGUGCUAUGGGGGUACUUCAGCUGUGAUUAAUGCUGUCAAUUGGAUUGAAAGUUCAAGUUGGGAUGGAAGAGACGCCAUUGUUGUUGCUGGUGACAUUGCUAUUUACGAUAAAGGAGCAGCCAGACCAACUGGUGGUGUCGGAGCCGUUGCGUUGUGGAUUGGUCCUGAUGCACCUAUUGUCUUUGAUUCCAUUAGAGGGUCAUUUAUGGAACACGCUUAUGACUUUUACAAGCCUGAUUUCACUAGUGAAUACCCAACUGUUGAUGGUCAUUUCUCAUUGAGCUGUUAUGUUAAAGCUAUUGAUAACUGUUACAAGAAUUACUCACGCAAGUUAACUGGUGAUAAAAACAAGACGGUUGGCCUCUAUGACCACUUUGAUUACAAUGCAUUCCAUGUCCCCACUUGUAAAUUAGUCACAAAGAGUUAUGCCAGGUUAUUGUAUAAUGACUACAAGUCAACCCCAGAAAAGUUUACUGAUUUAAUUGAUGAGCAAACCAGAAAACACAUUGAUGCAUUAUCCUAUGAAGAUUCAUUAACUGAUAAAGUCUUGGAAAAGACAUUUGUCACAUUGGCCAAAGACCAAACUAAAGCUCGUGUUGAACCUGCAUUGAGGGUCCCUACAAACACCGGUAACAUGUACACAGCAUCAGCUUGGGCAUCGCUUGCAUCAACCAUUUACUACACCACCAAGAAUGGUGAAAAUUUGCAAAACAAGAGAAUUGGAAUUUUCUCCUAUGGUUCAGGAUUGGCAUCAACUUUAUUGUCAGUGGUUAUAAAGGGAGAUGUCUCUAAAAUCACCGAGGUGUUGAACUUUGAUUACAAGUUGGGAGAAGGACGUAAGAUUGAAUCUCCACAAGCUUAUGUCGAUGCAAUUGGAUUGAGAGAAGAUGCGCAUUUGCAAAAGAGUUUCAAACCAAAGGGGUCAAUUGAUAAUUUGCCAGUUGGAACUUAUUAUUUAUUGGAGGUUGAUGACAAGUAUAGAAGGAAGUAUGGUGUUAAAGAGUAA
Messenger RNA from Lodderomyces theae, 1356 nucleotides. It is a transcript of the gene ERG13, whose product is annotated as hydroxymethylglutaryl-CoA synthase. The record is from RefSeq and is a predicted model, not a curated record. The transcript has a single exon. Gene Ontology annotation, molecular function: hydroxymethylglutaryl-CoA synthase activity. Gene Ontology annotation, biological process: ergosterol biosynthetic process; acetyl-CoA metabolic process. NCBI's taxonomy places the organism in Eukaryota, Fungi, Ascomycota, Pichiomycetes, Serinales, Debaryomycetaceae. The coding region runs from base 1 to 1356 and encodes 451 amino acids.